GCCUCACGGUACGCCUGCCUUAAGCCUCCCCGGAGGUCCGGGCCGUCUGGUUUAAGGGUUCCCACCGAGCGUUGUUUUCCAGUUCGGGCACCGGAGCAUGUCCUGAUUGGCGCGGUAGGGACCCAUUUGAGAUAGGAACCACUUCCUGAAGCGCGAGGCAGGAAGUUAUCUGGUACCUCUGGAGUCCGGUGGAGAAAGUGCUGUCUGCCUCACUGGUGACGGCGAGAGCUGGAGGUGGGUUGGGAGACAGGCCUUUUGGUCGCCCUCCUUCGCUUCUCCCCAGCUAGAAGCCGGUUUUCAUCGCAGCACCACGGCCCUGGUGUCCAGUCCUGAGCCUGGCGCGGCUGCCCGGGAGCCUCCUUCAGGUUCCUUGAAGCCGCUCCCAGGGGUACCUACCCAGGCAUCACCUAGGCCACCAACCAGGGGACUGGCUCCCUUCAGCACUCUGGAGCGCAGUAAGAAGUGCCCUUAUCGCUCCACCCCCUGUCCCCGCUCCUCAGACCACCGAGACCCUGGUCCAGAGCGACUGCCUUGGACCUGGGACUAGAACGGAUCCAAAACGCUCAGCCUCGGCCCACCACAGACGGGACUCUGCAUUGUCUCUAAUAUGUCGCCCACCAUCUCUCACAAGGACAGCAGUCGGCAACGGCGGCCGGGGACUUUCAACCAUUCCCUGGAUAUGAAGACCGGUCCUCUGCCGCCCGGCAGCUGGGAUGACAGUCAGCCGGACUCGGUGGGCGGGGAAGAGGACAGAGAAGCUCUUCUGAGGGAUGCUGACCCUGGUGACUUCUUGAAAGCCCCGCGGAGCUGUCGAGCCGAAAUAAGCAGCAUUUUGCUACUGCUCUUUCUUUACGUGCUCCAGGGCAUCCCCUUAGGCCUGGCGGGAAGCAUCCCACUUAUUUUGCAGAGCAAAAAUGUUAGCUAUACAGACCAAGCUUUCUUCAGUUUUGUCUUUUGGCCCUUCAGUCUCAAAUUGCUCUGGGCCCCUUUGGUUGAUGCAGUUUACUUCAAGAACUUUGGUCGUCGAAAAUCCUGGCUUGUCCCUACACAGUAUGUACUAGGACUCUUCAUGAUAUUUUUAUCCACUCAAGUGGAUCAUUUGCUCGGGAAUGCCGAUGGCAGAACACCUGAUGUAGUUGCCCUUACUGUGACAUUCUUUUUAUUUGAAUUCCUAGCCGCAACUCAGGACAUCGCUGUGGAUGGUUGGGCGUUAACUAUGUUAUCCCGGGAAAACGUGGGUUAUGCUUCCACUUGCAAUUCAGUGGGCCAAACAGCAGGCUACUUUUUGGGCAAUGUUUUGUUUUUGGCUCUUGAAUCUCCCGACUUUUGUAACAAAUAUUUGCGGUUUCAACCUCAACCCAAGGGAAUCGUUACUCUUUCAGAUUUUCUUUUUUUCUGGGGAACUGUAUUUUUAAUAACAACAACUUUAGUCGCCCUUCUGAAAAAAGAAAACAAAGAAGUAUCAGUAAAAGAAGAAACACAAGGGAUCACAGAUACUUAUAAGCUGCUUUUUACAAUUAUAAAAAUGCCAGCAGUUCUGACAUUUUGCCUUCUGAUUCUAACGUCAAAGAUUGGUUUUUCAGCAGCAGAUGCAGUAACAGGACUGAAAUUGGUAGAAGAGGGAGUACCUAAAGAACAUUUAGCUUUACUGGCAGUUCCAAUGGUUCCUUUGCAGAUAAUACUGCCUCUGAUUAUCAGCAAAUAUACUGCAGGUCCCCAGCCACUAAACAUAUUUUACAAAGCCAUGCCCUACAGAUUGUUGUUUGGAUUAGAAUAUGCCCUGCUAGUUUGGUGGACUCCUAAAGUAGAGCACCAAGGAGGAUUCCCUAUAUAUUACUAUAUUGUAGUGCUGCUGAGUUAUGCCUUACAUCAGGUUACGUUAUACAGCAUGUAUGUUUCCAUAAUGGCUUUCAAUGCAAAGGUUAGUGAUCCACUUAUUGGAGGAACAUAUAUGACUCUUUUAAAUACUGUGUCCAAUCUGGGAGGAAACUGGCCAUCUACAGUUGCUCUUUGGCUGGUGGAUCCCCUCACAGUGAAAGAGUGUGUAGGGGCAUCAAACCAGAAUUGUCGAUCAAUUGAUGCUAUUGAGCUUUGCAAAAAACUUGGUGGCUCUUGUGUUACAGCACUGGAUGGUUAUUAUGUGGAAUCGAUUAUUUGUGUUUUUAUUGGAUUUUGUUGGUGGUUCUUUCUUGGACCAAAAUUUAAAAAGUUACAGGAUGAAGGACCAUCUUCGUGGAAGUGCAAAAGGAGCAAUUAAUGCAUAGACUGUUGGAUGUUCUAGAAGGUAAUUAUAGGUUGGUUUUAAUUGAGAGAGCUAUGGUAAUCCGUGCACAGGAAUAUAAAAUAUUAUUUUAAACAAGGAAAUUAUUAAGAUAAAAUGCCAAAUGGUUGAAAAAUAGAACCUCUUGGUAUGUUUCAUCAAAUUUUUCUUUUGCUUUGUUAAUGUAUUUAAAGUUUACUUAAGGUCAGGAAAUUUGUUCUCAAACAGCUUUUCUAGCCUUGUUAUUUGAUUUAUGUCUUUGUAAUUUACUGACCAAAGCAUGUUUUAAGCUGCAGUGUGUAGUAGUCAUGGGUGGUAACCAUGCAGUCAAAUAUUGUUACCAAUACCUAUCAUUGAACUAUUUAAAAUUUCGGUAUGGUAUAUUAAAUGAAAGAGAGCUUGAUAUUCAGGAAGUAACUACAACUAAUCUGAAUUUAUUGGCAGUUAAAAGUCUUUUUUUUGACUUGUAAAUUGGUUAAAUUUCAUGUGGAAUUUGCUGAGAAGAGACUAUAGACUACUGAAACAUCAUUUAGUUGAUUUCUGAGCAUAACCACAGUGUACAAAUGAAUCUGUAUGAAAAAGACUAUUUUAAAUGUAUUUCCUGCUUUUGUAAAGCAUUAAAGAUUUAUAAGAAGAUAAUUCAAACUAUUUUUUAUAAAAUGAAAGCUACAAUUUUUUAAUUUAUUGAUUUCUUCCACCCCAUAUCCUUUUUUGGAAGCUACUUUGGUUCUUUGUUAACUUUUACCCUAAUGGUUAUGUAUUUUUUCGGUCACAAGGGCUUCAUGUUAGACAGCUAAUGAGGGGAUCAAAUUUAGUGUUGUAUGUAUGUUCAUGGCAAAGUUUUGAAAAUAAAAAUUAAAUGUCAUUCCUCAAGUCGUUUUUUUUUAUUACCAAGAAAAAUAUUACAGCUUUCCAAUUAAGUAAAAUUGAAAUGAGUAAUACCAUAAUUUAAAUAAAUAUUUUAAAGAAAGAGAGGGAGAGAUAUUUUGUGCCUUUGACAAACUAAAUCAUGUGGUAGGAGAAUGUUUCUUAAGCACUUUAUUAAUAAAAAUGAUCUCAUAAUACUUUAUGCCAAAUCAAGUACAGUACUGUAUCUUUUCUAUUUACUAAAACACAACGUUUUGUUUGUAAACUAUGCUUUCCAGUACAAAAAUUGUAUUCCAGGAGUGUCAGUUUUUGAGUAUAUUAGCAAUUUUCAACAUAUUUACACCCAGUAUGCUCUUGGCAUAUUUUGUGUUAAGUAUUACUCUGACUCUUUAGAAAUUAUGUAAAUUCUUUAAAAGUUAGGGGAAAAAGAAUCAGUUACGAGGUUUAGUUCAUUUUAUCUUUGUGGGAAAAUAUAUACUAACUUCUGAUUUUAUUUUAUAACAUAGGUUGAAUUUUAGAACAGGGUUUUUAUAAGUAAUGGAGAAUAAAUUGGGUGGGAGAAGAUGGCACACAGCAUCUGAAGGAAGAUAGGGGCAGUGGCCUCUAGAACACAUGCAUUACCUGUGUUAGGUAUGGAAGUCAGAUUGUGAAGAAUCACCUGGAAAAAUACUCAUCCUAGAGACAAGGAGGCUACACCAAACCAUAGACUACGGUACUCUGUCACAUGAUUUUCCAUUAUCAUGUAUUAUAAUCAAAAUGUUUACUUGAAUAAAGAAAAACCUACUUAACCCUCA
Heterocephalus glaber (naked mole-rat) is the source of this 3921-nucleotide messenger RNA. It is a transcript of the gene Slc33a1, whose product is annotated as solute carrier family 33 member 1. Lineage: Eukaryota; Metazoa; Chordata; Mammalia; Rodentia; Bathyergidae. Gene Ontology annotation, biological process: acetyl-CoA transmembrane transport. Gene Ontology annotation, cellular component: membrane. Gene Ontology annotation, molecular function: acetyl-CoA transmembrane transporter activity. The record is from RefSeq and is a predicted model, not a curated record.